Molecule: messenger RNA, 3161 nt
Organism: Limulus polyphemus (Atlantic horseshoe crab)
Lineage: Eukaryota; Metazoa; Arthropoda; Merostomata; Xiphosura; Limulidae
Product: transforming growth factor-beta-induced protein ig-h3-like
Exons: 14
Coding region: 80-2584 (834 amino acids)
Biological process (GO): extracellular matrix organization; cell adhesion
Cellular component (GO): extracellular matrix
Molecular function (GO): cell adhesion molecule binding
Source: RefSeq, a predicted model, not a curated record
AUUGUGCCCUCUACAUAUGUUCAUAUAUUGAUGAGUAGGAUACGCUGCUUCACAGUUUUAAAAAGUUUACUUGUACGAGAUGGCAUUAACGCGUAUUUGUGUUUUGUUACUCUAUUUUAUGGUAUUGUGUGCAACAGUCUGGUCUACACAGCAACGCCAAUUUAGAAGUUUUUCAAGUUGGGACAACUUUCAUCGACAAAUCCAGCGGUAUGGAGACGAGUUGGAAGCUAUGCAACGGCGAGCUGAAGAACUAGCAACAUCUACGGGAGGUCAAAUCAAGCGGUUGUGGAAUGGAGCAGCAAACCAUUUUCAAAACGUAUUUGAUAAGUUGCAACUACCGCUUGGUGAUGGUAGGGAAGUGGAAGGCGAGUUAGACAGUGGAGUUGAUUCUAUGGGAAACCUUCCGGACCUCAGUUCCCAAUAUCCAGACUCAGGAUUAAGUAACAGACCAGUAUUUGACCCAACAGUAGUUGUAGUUGAUACCCGACAUUUUCCAACACCUGGUCUUAACACCUACCAUUGGAAAUUCCCGGAUAAUUUUAAUGCAAUGGUUAGAUUUAGAAGCAGAAACUCCUGGUGGCAAGGACCCAAUAUCUGUGAAGAAAAAGAAGAAAUUAAUGAGCAGGAAGUUAAUGUCACCACAUACGCACCAAAAGGAAAUACCACAGAAACUGUCAAAGUGGAGUAUGAACAUUUUACGAAAUGUAAAGAAACUGAAACUUCAUACAUCUGCAUUACAAGGAUCAGAACUAAGGAUGUGAACAAGACCUACAUCGUGAAGAGGCAGUGUUGUCAUGGAUUUAUGAGACUGCCAGAUGCUUCAGGAUGCUUGGAAUUGGACUUGAAAGAUAUAGUAGAAACUAUGACAGAUCUUGGAACGACACGUUUUGUAGAGCUUGCUGCAAGAAUUGGGUUGGAGCCAAAAUUACGAGAAGACAAUUUCACCAUUUUUUGUCCAUCUAAUGAGGCACUGAUAGACUAUGAAGAAGAUACUGUUAGUAACGAAAUACCCAGUGGAAGAGUCUAUAGAUCCACUGAUCUUCAAAACAUUUUGAAUGGACAUAUAACUGAAGGUUAUCUAAAAACUGGUGAUUUAGAGGAUGAAUUAGUUCUCAUGUCAGUCAGAGGAAACUCAGGAAUUCGUGUAAAUAUUUACAAUACCCCAGAAAAGAUUGUCACAGCUAACUGUGCUAGAAUUGUCAAAGCCAACAAUUAUGCCAGGAAUGGUGUUAUUCAUGUAGUGGAUACAGUACUACCCAUACCCUCUCAAACUGUGGCUGACAUUAUUAGCAGUGAUCCCCAGUUUAGUACAUUGAAACAACUUUUAAGUGAAGCUGGCUUGGUACAGACACUGAGAGAUCUAAGAGGCCAUUACACACUAUUUGCUCCAACUGAUGCUGCAUUUCUUUCUGAUGCUGUACAACCAAAACUGUUAGAACAGCUUUUGAAAGGAGAUGGCUGUGUCUCAACUAUCCUGAAGAAUCACAUACUUCCUAAUGUGCUUUGCUCUACGGCUAUUCCUCAUCAUGCUGGCACUAUUAAUCUCCUUGACAAGUAUCUUACAGUGACAAGAAAUGAAGACAAUAAGCUGUUUGUGAAUAAUAUUCAGAUAAUUGCUCGAGAUAUUGUAGGAAUUAAUGGAAUUGUUCACAUAAUAGAUGGUGUCUUGGUUCCAUCUCAGGCUGAUUCAGUUACAACAUCACUGGAGAAGAAUAAAAUGAUAGAAAUUGUUGAUUUGAUUGACACGGCAGAACUUCGGAGCAUUCUAGACAGUAUGAAGAAUGCUACUUUCUUUGUCCCCAGCAAGAAGGCUAUUCAGGCAUUACCAGAAGGCAUGAAGAAAGGUUUGAAAGAAAACCCCCAAAAAUUGAGAGAACUGUUGAUGUAUCAUGUUGCACAGCCAAUUGUUCACAGCUGUAAAUUUCACAAUAAUCAGAUGUUAAAAACAAAGAUUGAAGAUAAGGAAAUCCGCAUCAAUAUAUACUCACAGUUCACUGGUUUUGACAACAGAGUGACUGCACAGUGUGCAAGAGUAGUCAGCUAUGAUAAUGACAUUUGUGAAGGCACUAUUCAUGUUGUUGAUAAGGUGCUAAUACCUCCAAAAAAAACCAUUAUGGAUCAGUUAGAAGAGAUGGAAGGUUUUGAUAUUUUGGUUCAUUUGCUGAGGGAAACUGGAAUGGACGAGAGACUAAGAUUGGGAUAUGGACCAUUUACUCUGCUGGCUCCAAAAGAUGAAGCUUUCUCUAAAAUAUCUGAGAGUGUUCUAUCUGAUAUUUAUAAGGAAAAGGAGCAUGCUGAGAAUUUAGUAAAGCUUCAUGUCUUACCUAAGAUGAUUUGCUGUGCAGGCAUCAGCAGGCUUCCAUUUUUCCAUGCUCAAGAGGUGAGAGCCAUGGAAGGUUCCCUUCUUCCUGCUCGGAUAUCACAUAAUGGUAAAGUCAGGAUUGGGCGUGCCAUUGUGAUUGAAUGUGACAAAGUCGCUGAGAAUGGAGUGAUACAUGUAGUGGAUAGAGUCAUUCAACCUCCAUCUCCAGCUAGGCCAUUUCAUUUUGACUUUCCCAGUUCUAUGUUUGGAGUAUUCGUUUGAACACAGCUUUUAAUCGAUUAUUCAAUUCCUUAAUAAUUGUUAAAUGAUCAAGUGUUAGUAUUCAUUCACUUUCAAGGUCUUUUAGUAAUUAAUUCUGUGUGCUUGAAGCAGUUCUUUUGUUAAUAUUUAGUAUGGAAGCUUAAUAUUCUAUGCCUUGAUGUGAUUCUUAUAUUGCAAAUUCAGAUAAAAGUAAAAGACAAUUUGAGUUUUGUUAUUAUAGCACUUUUAAAUAAGAUUGCACAGAAAUAUUAAUCAGUUUAUAUCCUUGGAAGUCCUAUAAUUAUGAUAAAUUACAUAAAAUCUAAAUUUCUUAUUAUAAAGACUGAAGAAACUUGCCAGAAGAUAAAAUACUUGAUUAAAUUCAAAAUAAGGUUAAGUUCCUAAUGGCUCUUUACUCCAAUACAUAUAAAAUAUGCAUUUGACAAAAUACUUUUAAAAAAUCUUUUGAAUAAAACAUUAGAAAAGGAAUCCAUAACCCAAUAUGCUUAUGUUUUUAUACAAGUAUUUUGUUUUGUAUUCAAUCAUGUAUGUAAGUUUAGCCAGCUAUUAUAAAGACUGCAAUAUGUAGACUGUGUCA